AUGAUCCAUUUCCAUUUCCAUUCUUCCCUUCGCUGUCUUCCUUGUCUGAUCGCAGUAGCUUUAGCAAGGACUAUCGGAUCUGACGGAAGAACCGCGAGUAUGAUAACAGAUCUUGUUUUCCCCUUUCUAAUUGUGGGUGUAUCGGGGACUUCCGGGGAAUCAAGCUCAUCAAAACCUUGCCCUCGGUGGGACAUUGACUUAAAUCGUCCUCCAGCGGCUGAGCCGGAGCCUGCCUCCUCCACAUCGGACCACCCGAAGGAGGUAGUGGAUCAAGCUCUCUCGGAAGCGGAGGAUAGGAUUCUGUAUCGAUUACGCCCAUUCCCUCAAGCAAAUGCGGACAAGCUGCUUAUGGAGGAAGCGCGAGCGAUCGCUCAACUAAAAGAAAGGGCAGAUUGUCGAUCGAAUGGCGCAAUUGGAUUCCGCCUUGGCCCUAUGCCUUUUGGCGAGAAAAAAAAUGCAAUUCAUUUCAUUAUUGGGGAGUCAAUCCUUACGAAUAGGCAAACUGAGUAUCCUUCCCAUAAACUGUCUCAGAUGCUUGAGGAAUUGUGUCGCGCGGAUGCCCACACAUCCUCUAUCUACUUUUAA
Messenger RNA from Sphenostylis stenocarpa, 585 nucleotides. The record is from the annotation of a GenBank genome assembly. Lineage: Eukaryota; Viridiplantae; Streptophyta; Magnoliopsida; Fabales; Fabaceae.